GCCGGGUGCACUGAGUGGGUGCAGUGCCCCGUGCGGGGUUUUGUGGCCCCGUCAGGCCGUGAGGGGCUGGGCGGGCCUGAGGCGCGGUGUCACCGCCCUGGCCCGAAUGCAGGAGCGGCUUGGAGCCGGGGCGCCUCUCCCCGCGGAUCGCCCCGAUCCCCGUCCCAGGAGGCUCCGCCGGCACCGCGGCAUUCCCGAGGGAGCGGCUCCUUCCCGGGUUUGUGCCCGGCGGCACGGGCGGCCUGGGAGCUGCACGGGAGAUCUGCCGUGGAGAGGAAUCACCGCGCACUAAACACAGCGUCCAGCACACGGUACAGCCCAGGACUGUAAACAUCUCCCACUGCAUCCUUCAAAAUGGUUAAAGGACUCCGGGCUCGCUGUGUCCCAGCCCGGCUCAGAGCCUGCUCCCUGGCCCCGCACUGCAGUAACUGCACCAGAAUGCUGCACCACGGAGAGACACAGAGCCGCUCGUAGGACUGAUGGGGAAUCUGCUCAGGAAAUGUCAACACUCUCCCUCUGUUUCCUCCCUGCUGCAAGGAUCCCAGGUGAACUCAGCCAGCAUCAGCAGUUGGGUGCUUGGAGAAGGAAGGUGGGCUGGGGUCCCACAUGGUCAGCAAUUGUUCAGGAAACUUUCUGGCCAUCCAUCCAUCCAUCCAUCCAUCCAUCCAUCCAUCCACCCCAGAGUCCCUCUGGCAGUCACAUUCCUGCCCCUCCAGACUGGCACUGCUGGGACUGAAGCCCCUUCACAGCAGCAGCUCCAGAGAUUCCUCAACAGGAAUUCCUCCCUUGAUUUUAAUGGGGCAUUCCUGCUAAAAUACUCAAAGGGAAAACUGUCACUGCCCUGACACACAUUAUUAUUGCAGGUACCAAACAACAAAAUUAAGGUCAACAGAGUUGCCAUAGGCCAGAAAGGAUUACCAAUAUAAAAUCACAAAAAAGAGUUGAUCCCUAUGUAUUAACAUACUGGGUCAGUCACCUGGUGCUGGCAGUUGGAUGUUUGGAGAAGGAAGGUGACCUGGGGUCCCAUCUGGGUCAGAAACUGUUCAGGAAACUUCCCUGCCAUCCAUCCUGGAGCUGCUCUGGCAGCGGCACUCCCACCCCAGACUGGCACCGGGGCCAAGGGGCCCUGUUGGCUCCCCACACCCCAUCCCACAGCUGCCCCUGGUUUCCUCUCCAGCUCAGCCCCAGGGCUCCCAGAGAGCAAUGCCAGGCUCUGCUUCCUUUAAGGAAUCUUAUCGUGCUGCAGCAGCUCAGUAACAGCUUGAGAUGGAGCCUCUGGAGAGGGACCCCACAAAGAACCUCCCAGGUUUCCAUCCCCUCCUGGCAGUGGGGUUUUCCUGCCGAGCCAUCCUCUCCUGCUGUGUCCUAGUGUCCCCUGUUACCAGCCUGGCACUGCAGGGCCCUGGCCCUUUGGGUCAGUGCCAGCUCCUGGCCCCGUGCUGGGGGCUCUGGCCAUUUUCCCUACAGAGCUCACCCUGCAGCCCCCAGGGCAGCUGCCCCGCCAGCUUUCUGCACUAAUGUACUCCUCAACACGAGGGACUCAUUACACACCCCAAACUGUGACAGAGCAACAUCCCCAGACACCCAAAUCCUGCCCCACUUUUGGGGGGCUGCACCCCCAGCCCAGAGCUGGCUCUGCUGCUGCUGCUGGGUCCGGAGAGAUGGGCUGGUGGGGACACUGCAGGGGACACACACCCCGGGGGUGGCUCCAUCCCUCCCCUCCCUAAUCCACAGCUGCACCCUCUGCCUGCAGCUUCAUCCCCUUCAAAACGCAGCCCACGGUGCCACAGGACACCCUCAUCCCCGAGCCGGGGGACACGGCUGUGAGGCCUGGGGAGGAGCUGCAGCCAAAGGGCUGUGGGCAGUGGCCCCCUGUCCUGGGAGAGGCUGGGCUGGUGACCAGGGUGUCCCUGGGUGGCACCGGGGCUCCGCAGUCCCUCACUGACACAGACAGUGGCUCAAGGCCACCCUCAGUGUGUUCACAAAGGUGACACGAAGCUGCGGUGCAGGUGACAUCCAGGGGGACCUAGACAAGCUCGAGAAGUGGGACCAAGAGAACACGGUGAAGCUCAAUAAAGCCAAGGGAAGGGGCUGCACGUGCCCAGGGACAGUCCCAGGCACCAGCACAGAGUGGGAGAAGAGCUGAGAGCUCCCUGCAGAGAACUGGGGGGUUCCGGUGGGGGAAAAGCUGCACCCGAGCCAACAGCGAGCGCUAAACACUCCUGGGCUGCAGCAGCAGGAGUGGCCAGAGGAGGGUGAGAGGGGAACGCUGCCCCUGCGGAGCUGUAACCAGAUCUCCUCUCGGGGUCCCUCCAGCCCAAACCCCUCAGUGACGCGUGGGCCCACGGUAAUGAAUCCCCGGGGGCUCCGUUGUUCCCAGCACGGCUCCAUGGCCACCAGCACAGUCACAACGUUCCAGGGCUGCCAGGCACCGGCGGAGCCCGGGUGACAACGGCCGGGCCGUCGCUGGCCCCGCUCCGCUCGCUGCUCCGCGCCCGGCGCAGGCGGAGGCCGCUCUCGGUGCCCGAGGCUGAGCCUCGAGCCUCGCACGGCGAUGUCGGGGGACGCGCUGGCCGGAGCACAAGAGGACCCGGAUCAGUGGAUCGGGAGCGCUGUCCCCGAGCAGCCCGAAGCCCCAGCCCCAGGUGCCUGUUGGGGGGCAGAGCCCCCGCCCCAGGAGGGCUCCGUGACCGUGGUGCUGCGUGUGAGGCCCCCCAACCCCCGGGAGCGAGCUGCAGCCGCCAUCCUGCACGUCCUGAGCGAGCACGCGGUGCUGUUCAGCUCCGAGGAGCCCGGCGGCCCCGGAGGCACCGGAGGCACCACACCGCCCGGCCGCAGCCCCCGCCGCCGCCGCAGGAACCUCGAGUUCGAGUUCGACCGCGUUUUUGACGAGAGGGCCACGCAGGAGGAGGUGUUCCAGCACACCACGCUGCCUCUGCUGGACACCCUCCUCGCUGGCUACAACUGCUCCGUGUUUGCCUACGGUGCUUCAGGGGUUGGGAAGACCCACACCAUGAUGGGCUCCAAGAGCACUCCUGGCAUUGUGCACCUGGCCACGGUGGAGCUCUACAAGAGGCUCGAGGCCAUGAAGGACAAGAGCUGGGAGGUCCUGGUCUCCUACCUGCAGGUGUACAAAGAGCGUGUCUACGACCUGCUGAAACCCCAGGGUCCUCUGAACGUCUGGGAGCAGCCUGGGAAAGGAGCCGUGGCACAGGGCCUCUCCUUCCACCAGCCCACCUCUCCAGAGCAGCUCCUGGACAUGUUGGCCAAAGGCAACAAAAACCGGGCACAGCGUGCCACCAAGGCCAACGCCGCCUCCUCCCGCUCCCACGCCAUCUUCCAGAUCCAGGUGAAGCAGCGGGACCCCGGCGGGGACCUGCGGGUGGCCAAGCUCAGCUUCAUCGACCUGGCGGGCUCGGAGCGGGCCUGGGAAACGCCGGGCCGGGGAGAGGGGCUGUGGGAGGGCACCAGCAUCAACCGCUCGCUGCUGGCCUUCAAAAGCGUCGUCCGUGCUCUGGCCGGAGCCAAGGGCGGGCAGAGCCACGUGCCGUUCCGGGACAGCAAGCUGACGCUGCUGCUGAAGGACUCGCUGGUCGGCAGCUUCCGCAGCACCGUGAUCGCGGCCGUGAGCCCCGCGGCGCCCGCCGGCCCCGACACCUACAGCACGCUGCGCUUCGCCAGCCGGGCCAGGCACAUCCUGCUGCCGUCCUCGCAGGACACCGGGACGUCUCCCUGCAGCUCCAGAACAGACUCCCUGCCCGAUCUGCAGCUCCAGGCCAGGACACCAAGUCCCCUUCAGCAGGACCUGCAGGACCAGCAGCAGAACCUCUGCCCUGAUGAAAUUACUGUGAAGACAAAGGAAGUGGAGGAGCCCAAAGGGCUGAAGGAGUCCAGAGAGCUGGAGGAGCCCAAAGGGCUGGAGAAGCCCAGAGGGAUGGAGGAGCCCAAGGGGCUGGAGGAGUCCACAGGGCUGGAGGAAGCCAGAGGAAUGGAGGAGUCCACAGGGCUGGAGGAAGCCAGAGGAAUGGAGGAGUUCACAGGGCUGGAGGAAGCCAGAGGAAUGGAGGAGUUCACAGGGCUGGAGGAAGCCAGAGGAAUGGAGGAGUUCACAGGGCUGGAGGAGUUCACAGGGCUGGAGGAGUUCAUAGGCCUGGAGGAGUUUAUAGGGCUGGAGGAAUUCAUAGGGCUGGAGGAGUCCACAGGGCUGGAGGAACCCACAGGGAUGGAGGAGUUCAUAGGGCUGGCGGAGUUCAUAGGGCUGGAGGAGCCCAAAGGGAUGGAGGAGCCCAAAGGGAUGGAGGAGCCCAAAAGGAUGGAGGAACCCACAGGGAUGGAGGAGUGCAUAGGGCUGGCAGAGUUCAUAGGGCUGGAGGAGCCCACAGGGCUGGAGGACUCCACAAGGCUGGAGGAGUUCAUAGGGCUGGAGGAGUCCACAGGGCUGGAGGAAGCUGCACCUUCCCGUAGCCCCGCAGAGCCCAGCAAGGUUGCUCCAACCCCAGGAAUGCAGCUGAGCUGUGCAGCCGAGGCUCCUGUCGCCAUGCCAGAUCCCCCUGUGCCCAGCACCGACCGGGAACGCUCCCAGGAGCUCUCUCCGUGCUCCAGUCCCAAGCCGAUAUCUCUCUGGCCGGUUAAGAGGAUGCUCGACUCGAGCAGCGAUUCCCAACCAGAAAAUUCCCGCAGCUUCCGAACACGGAGGAAGCGCCAGCGGAGCUGCGGGAAGGCAGCAGAGACUCCCCGGGCAGCGCAGAGCCCCGGGCAGAGCUCCUCCGAGUCCCCGCAGCCGCGCUGUGCCAGCCGCCAGCCCUCCCGGCCGGGCACCCAAAGCCCUGGCACCCCUUCACCAGCGGCUGCACGGACCCGCAGCCCCCGGCCCGGGCCGGCUCCAGAGCCGCUUCCCCCCAGCGCCGAGCAGCAGCCAGAGCUCCGGGCAGCCCUCCCGCGCCCUCCCCCCCGCACCUCGCCCGGCGUCCCAACCCUGAAGUGCCGCUCCCCCGUGCCCCGCUCCUCCGGCAGCCCCGCCAGCCUCCCCUCCUGCCCCGCGGUGCCCUUCUGGCCGUGGUUCCAGCUGCGCGCCCGCGUCUGUGCCCCCUCUGUUGGCUCCGUCCUGUACGUGUGUUUGCAGGUUAUGGGUGGGUUUAGGAAUUAAGGUACUGUGUUUUUAAUAAAUUGUUCUGUCCCAAAUCCAAGGGCCAACACGUGGCUGUUCUCUCCUGCCUCCCCCUCGUGUGGGG
This is a messenger RNA of Passer domesticus (house sparrow), 5231 nucleotides long. It is a transcript of the gene KIF18B, whose product is annotated as kinesin family member 18B. Gene Ontology annotation, biological process: microtubule-based movement; mitotic sister chromatid segregation; microtubule depolymerization. Gene Ontology annotation, molecular function: ATP hydrolysis activity; ATP binding; microtubule binding. Gene Ontology annotation, cellular component: mitotic spindle astral microtubule; kinesin complex; nucleus. Bases 2555 to 5146 code for a protein of 863 amino acids. The record is from RefSeq and is a predicted model, not a curated record. The transcript has 10 exons. Lineage: Eukaryota; Metazoa; Chordata; Aves; Passeriformes; Passeridae.